CCCUCUUCCCCAGCAAGUGCAGUGUCAGUAGGUCACUGUCACUUGAUACAUUGCACACAAAACCGCAGUGUUCGCAGAAUCAGCACCCGUACUCCCCCCCCCCCCCCAUUCACUGCCCAACCCGGAAUUCAGGUGGAAACAGCAAAUUUAACUACUCCCGUUGAUUUUUUGGAGCUGUUUUUCAUGGAAGAUCUGUAUGCAUUGAUUGUGGAUCAAAGCAAUUUAUAUGCACAACAAUUUAUCGCCGCCAACACAAAAUUCAAACCUUGCCAGACCAUUCGCAUGGAAACCUAUUACAGUUUGCAAAUUAAAAAUUUUUUUGGGCUAACCCUCAACAUCAGCAAUACUAAAACAAAUUAAUUGCGGUUGUAUUGGUCCACAGACCCAAUUCAUCAUAUGCUGUGUUCUCUGCUGCCAUGGCCAGGCAUAGAUAUGAGAGUAUAA
Molecule: messenger RNA, 444 nt
Organism: Staurois parvus
Lineage: Eukaryota; Metazoa; Chordata; Amphibia; Anura; Ranidae
Source: the annotation of a GenBank genome assembly